GUUUAUGCACAGUUAAUUAGCAUAAACAUUAGCAUCAACGCCGCUGCCUCUCUGCUGCCUCACUGUGACGUCGUUUCCUCUCCAACAUGGCGCAGGAGGCAAGUCGUUGAUGGCCAUCGGACGGGAUUGAAGCCCACCUUUCGUGUUUAUGUGUGUUUGUCUCUUUUUUGUGUUUUCACUGGCUGAUCGAGGCUCAACGUUGAGGCGAGGGGAAGCCAUCGUUUUUGUGGGCAAGAGCCUCCCCUCCCCACCAUCACCUCUCCUCUCCUGAGACACACAUACCGCGCCCCGAAUUCCGGUGCGUCAUGUUUGAGGGCAAAAAGACGAAAAACAUGUUCCUCACAAGAGCUUUGGAGAAGAUUUUAGCCGACAAGGAGGUGAAGAAAGCCCACCACUCCCAGCUACGUAAAGCCUGUGAAGUGGCACUCGAGGAAAUCAAGGAGGAGUCAGAAAAAUUAAGUCCGCCCAGUAGUGAUGGAAAAUCAGGUUCUGGCACUUUGCCGCCAAUCAAAUCCAAGACCAAUUUCAUCGAAGCCGACAAGUACUUCUUGCCGUUCGAGUUGGCGUGUCAGUCCAAAUGUCCACGCAUCGUUAUCACAUCGCUCGACUGUUUACAGAAGCUGAUAGCGUACGGCCACCUGACAGGCAGUGCGCCAGAUAGUACAGCGCCGGGCAAAAAGCUCAUAGAUCGAAUCAUCGAGACCAUCUGCGCUUGCUUUCAAGGCCCGCAGACGGAUGAGGGAGUGCAGCUACAAAUCAUCAAAGCACUGCUCACGGCGGUGACGUCGCAGCACAUCGAGAUCCACGAAGGCACGGUGUUGCAAGCCGUGCGCACCUGCUACAACAUCUACCUAGCCAGCAAGAACCUCAUCAACCAGACCACAGCCAAAGCCACGCUCACGCAGAUGCUCAACGUCAUCUUCGCCCGCAUGGAGAACCAAGCACUUACAAAUCACAAGCUAUCUUGGUCUCUGGCCUCCAGAAAGCGUGACCGCCAGUUGCAGGAAGCAAAGCAGCUAGAACGAGAGCGGCACCGGCAGCACACGGAACCCGACUCGCCUCAAACCCACACCCCGCCCAAAGCUCCCACGCGGGAAUCCAACGGACCGGUCGCCACCCCGAGUGUCAUCUCUCCUUCAACGCCGUCGUCGCCUUCCGUACCGGCGUCGCAGGACGACGACGACGGUGGAAGCAGCAGUCGCUCUUCGCCAGGAGAACGCAGACCCGUUUACGAAAGCCCCGAUCCGGAAAACGGGUCUGAUUUCUGCGUGGUGGAGAAUGAGCAGACUGAAGCUGACCAGGCCACGGCGGCAGCGCAGAGUAAGAUUGUUGAAAGGAGGAGCAAAGGACCUUAUUUUUUUUUUCUGUGUUUAACAAAAUAUUUGUGUUUAGAUGCAGCUAGUGAGGAGGAGGAAGUUGCUCCAAAUUAUGAAGAGAAAGCCCAAGAGAUAGUACAGAACAUUCUGCAAGAGGUGGUCAACACUGUGGCAGGAGGUAACUGUUUAGACCCGGCCCAUCUCUGCGCCGAUGCCAAGGAUCCGAUGGCAGAGGGCGAGCCGGCGGAGGCGGAGCGACCCGUGGCGGUCCCGCAGGCCGCACGGACCCCGGCGGAAGACGAGAGCACGCCGGGGAGCGACGGCGAGCAUGUUCACGCCAACGGUAUCCCUGGCACGCCCAUUUCCGCCAGCUUCACGCCGUCGCUGCCUGAUGACAGACUGUCCCUCUCGUCCACCGACACUCAGGAAUCGGGGGCAACGCCAGGUCAACCGCCGGGCGCCAAAUUCUCGCACAUUCUCCAGAAAGACGCCUUCCUGGUUUUUCGCUCACUUUGUAAGCUGUCCAUGAAGCCUCUAUCGGACGGACCGCCGGAUCCCAAAUCACACGAGCUGCGGUCCAAGGUGCUCUCGCUGCAGCUGCUGCUGUCCAUCCUGCAGAACGCCGGUCCCAUCUUCAAGACCAACGAGAUGUUCAUCAACGCCAUCAAGCAGUACCUGUGCGUGGCGCUUUCCAAGAACGGAGUGUCGUCCGUGCCCGAGGUCUUCGAGCUGUCACUGUCCAUCUUCCUAACGCUGCUGUCGCACUUUAAGACGCACCUCAAGAUGCAAAUCGAGGUUUUCUUCAAGGAGAUUUUCCUCUACAUUCUGGAGACGUCCACGAGCUCCUUCGACCACAAAUGGAUGGUCAUCCAAACACUCACCAGAAUAUGUGCAGACGCUCAGAGCGUAGUCGAUAUCUAUGUGAACUACGACUGCGACUUGAACGCCGCCAACAUCUUCGAGCGGCUAGUCAACGACCUCUCCAAAAUAGCGCAGGGACGCGGCGGCCACGAGCUGGGUACCACGCCCCCGCAGGAGCUGACCUUGCGAAAAAAAGGCCUGGAAUGUCUGGUGUCCAUCUUGAAAUGCAUGGUGGAGUGGAGCAAGGACCAGUAUGUCAACCCCAAUUCCCAAACUAGCCUUGGCCAAGAGAAGCCAUCUGAACAGGAUAGUGGCGAAACUCGGGCUCCAGAGACCAUUAACCGCUACGGCAGCAUCAACUCUCUGGACUCAACGGCCUCGUCGGGCAUCGGCAGCUACAGCACGCAGAUGUCGGGCACCGACAACCCCGAGCAGUUUGAAGUCCUCAAGCAGCAGAAGGAGAUCAUCGAGCAGGGCAUUGAUCUAUUCAAUAAGAAACCAAAGAGGGGGAUCCAGUACCUUCAAGAGCAAGGCAUGCUAGGUACGACUCCUGAAGACCUGGCUCAAUUUCUCCACCAAGAAGAGCGCCUUGAUUCGACCCAAGUGGGCGAAUUUCUCGGCGAUAAUGAGCGCUUCAACAAGGAAGUGAUGUACGCGUACGUUGAUCAAAUGGACUUCCAAGGCAAAGACUUUGUGUCGGCGCUGAGGAUGUUCCUGGAGGGUUUCCGACUACCCGGUGAGGCUCAAAAGAUUGACCGGCUCAUGGAGAAGUUCGCCGCCAGAUACCUGGAGUGCAAUCAAGGGCAAACCCUUUUCGCCAGCGCAGACACCGCCUACGUGCUCGCGUACUCGAUCAUUAUGCUAACGACUGACCUUCACAGUCCACAAGUGAAAAACAAAAUGACAAAGGAGCAGUACAUCAAAAUGAACCGCGGCAUCAACGACAGCAAAGACCUUCCCGAGGAGUACCUCUCUGCCAUCUAUGACGAGAUCGCUGGCAAGAAGAUCGCCAUGAAGGAGACUAAGGAGCUUACGAUGAAAUCCAGCAAGCAGAGUGUAGCCAGCGAGAAACAGCGGCGUUUGUUGUAUAACGUGGAGAUGGAGCAGAUGGCCAAGACUGCUAAAGCGUUGAUGGAGGCAGUCAGCCACGUGCAGGCGCCGUUCACCAGCGCUACCCACCUGGAGCACGUACGACCCAUGUUCAAGCUGGCAUGGACGCCGUUCCUAGCCGCUUUCAGUGUGGGUCUCCAGGACUGUGAUGAUACUGAGGUGGCGUCGCUCUGUUUAGAAGGGAUCCGCUGCGCCAUAAGGAUAGCAUGUAUCUUCUCCAUACAGCUGGAGCGGGAUGCCUACGUGCAAGCGCUAGCCAGAUUCACAUUGCUCACGGCCAGCUCAGGUAUUGCUGAAAUGAAGCAGAAGAACAUCGACACCAUCAAGACGCUCAUUACCGUUGCGCACACUGACGGGAACUACCUUGGCAACUCCUGGCACGAGAUCAUGAAGUGCAUCAGUCAACUCGAGCUAGCGCAGCUAAUCGGUACGGGUGUGAAAGCACGCUACAUCUCGGGAACGGUGCGUGGCAAGGAGGGCUUUGUGGCUAGCACGAAGGAACAAAGCAAUGAUGAGUACCUGGGAUUGGUCGGUGGCACAGUAGACCGCAAGCAAAUCGCUAGCAUCCAGGAGUCCAUCGGAGAAACCAGCUCGCAGAGUGUGGUAGUGGCUGUGGACAGGAUUUUCACGGGCUCAACAAGACUUGACGGCAAUGCAAUAGUGGAUUUUGUGCGCUGGCUGUGCGCCGUGUCCAUGGAUGAGCUGGCCUCGCCCACGCACCCGCGCAUGUUCAGCCUGCAGAAGAUCGUGGAGAUCUCCUAUUACAACAUGGGCCGCAUCCGGCUGCAGUGGUCCAGGAUUUGGGAAGUGAUCGGGGACCACUUCAACAAGGUGGGCUGCAACUCCAACGAAGACGUGGCCAUUUUUGCCGUGGACUCGCUCAGGCAGCUGUCCAUGAAGUUUUUGGAGAAGGGCGAGUUGGCCAACUUCAGAUUCCAGAAGGACUUCCUCAGGCCGUUUGAGCAUAUCAUGAAGAAAAACAGAUCGCCCACUAUCAGAGACAUGGUAGUCCGCUGCAUUGCCCAAAUGGUCAACUCCCAAGCAGCCAACAUCCGUUCAGGUUGGAAGAACAUCUUCUCUGUGUUCCAUCUAGCGGCGUCUGACCAGGACGAGAGCAUCGUGGAACUAGCCUUCCACACCACGGGGCACAUCGUCACGAAUGUAUUCGAGAAGCACUUUGCGGCCACCAUCGACUCCUUUCAGGAUGCCGUCAAGUGCCUUUCGGAGUUCGCUUGCAACGCUGCCUUUCCCGACACCAGCAUGGAAGCCAUUCGCCUCAUAAGACAUUGCGCCAAAUACGUCUCUGGAAGGCCACAGGCCUUCAAAGACUACACCAGCGACGACAUGAAUGUAGCGCCGGAGGACCGUGUGUGGGUACGAGGCUGGUUCCCCAUCCUCUUCGAGCUGUCCUGUAUCAUCAACAGGUGCAAGCUGGAUGUGCGGACCAGGGGGUUAACUGUUAUGUUCGAGGUGAUGAAGACAUACGGGCACACCUUCGAAAAGCACUGGUGGCAGGACCUGUUCAGAAUUGUCUUCAGGAUUUUUGACAACAUGAAGCUACCUGAGCAACAGACUGAGAAAGCGGAAUGGAUGACCACCACCUGCAACCACGCACUUUACGCCAUCUGUGACGUGUUCACGCAGUACUUCGAGUCCCUCAGCGACGUUCUGCUGGAUGACAUUUUAGCUCAGCUCUACUGGUGUGUCCAGCAAGACAACGAACAGCUGGCUCGCUCUGGCACAAACUGCUUGGAGAACGUCGUCAUUCUGAACGGCGAGAAAUUCUCCGCCGAGACGUGGGACAAAACGUGCAACUGCAUGCUUGACAUUUUUAAGACCACCAUCCCUCACGCGCUGUUGACAUGGAGACCAAUUGAAGGCGACUAUUUGGACAAGCAGGAUUCCAUUUCUCAGAAGUCUCUGGACGACCAGAGAUCUAUCAGCAGCUUGGAAAGUCGUCGUCAGAGCCAACAAAGCGUCGUCCUUGGUCAGAGUGAGGACACCGCUAGGGGCAGGAACUCCACAAGGGCGCAAGAGCAACGCUUGUUCAGCGCUUUGCUCAUCAAGUGUGUGGUGCAGCUGGAGCUCAUCCAGACCAUCGACAAUAUCGUAUUCUUCCCCGCAACGAGCAAGAAGGAAGAUGCCGAGAACUUUGCUGCAGCCCAGCGCGACAUAGCUAACGCGUCAGACGUUGCAGCAGAGCCGCCAGACCAGGGAAUGUUCCGUUACCUGACGUCACAGCAGCUUUUCAAAUUGCUGGACUGCUUAAUGGAAUCGCACCGUUUCGCCAAGGCUUUUAACUCUAACAACGAGCAAAGGACGCUGCUCUGGAAAGCGGGGUUUAAAGGCAAGUCCAAGCCUAACCUGUUGAAGCAGGAAACGGGCAGUCUGGCAUGCGGUCUGCGAAUCCUCUUCCGCAUGUACACUGACGAGACGAGGCGGGAUGCCUGGGAGGAGGUUCAGAGACGACUGCUAGACGUGUGCGGUGAGGCAGUGGCAUACUUCCUGGCGUUGACCUCGGAGAGCCACAGGGAAGCCUGGACCAACCUCCUUCUUCUAUUCCUAACUAAAGUUCUGAAGAUUAGCGACCAAAGGUUCAAGGCUCACGCAUCUCGCUACUACCCGUUACUCUGCGAGAUAAUGCAAUUAGACCUGAUCCCGGAGCUCCGCGCCGUCCUGAGGAAAUUCUACUUACGGAUCGGCCUCGUUUUCGGCAUCGCACCAGAGCAUCAACCACGACCGUCCCUCCAGGAGAACCCGGAGGAUGCUCAGUGACGCCACCUGCCUGCAGCCUCUGGCCCUUCAUCCAACGGCACGAAAAAAUAACAGUCUGGUUUGUAGCGAUUUCUUCCUGCGCCACUAUAUCUCUGAGCUGCUCAGAUGGAAUCUAUUUUAAAAAAAUAAAAAAAAUGUGCUUCUUACUGUAUAUUUAAUGUAACUGAAUGAUUGCAAAGACAUAUUCAAAAACCAUGACGAAAUGUGACCUCUCUGCGCACCCCCACAUGGCUAAUGUUCAUAUCCAAAUGUACAGAUGUAAUAAUCUGAUAACACUAGAUUUUGUUUAUUUUUUAUUAUUGUUAUUUGCCACUGCACUUGACCUCCAUUCGGAAUGCACUGGAGAUGUGACUUUUUACCCCUGAUUUGACUGUAACAUCUCACGGUUAAGUGAAGGCUUAAGUUAUUCCAUUUUAUACGUCGGUAUUGUUCGGUUUUUAACUGGAAGGAUUGAGAGCAACCUGAUGAUAGCUGCUUGAAGAAAGACUUAAUAUUAGUACGUUUUCAUGUUUUGUUUUUAGUUUUCACUCGCGUGUGUACAAUAAAUCAGAAAUAAUAUAUUUAAUUUUUUUUCCUUGGGUUUUGGGAGAAAAUAUGUAUAGAGAGAGCGAGAGAGGGUAAAUGAGCGAUGUUAGGUGUGCUUUAUGUGCGAAUGGGACUUAUUCCUGCUCAUGGAUGUAGAAAACAAAAUGUAUAUGAAGCAGCAAUGUAAAGUUUUCUAUGUUGCAAAAAAUAUGUACAACUUUGUGUACAAUACAUCCUCUGGCAUUCUAAUCAGGUUCUAGGUCAAUAAAGUUUUUUUGAACUUGG
Molecule: messenger RNA, 6872 nt
Organism: Corythoichthys intestinalis (scribbled pipefish)
Lineage: Eukaryota; Metazoa; Chordata; Actinopteri; Syngnathiformes; Syngnathidae
Gene: arfgef1
Product: ADP-ribosylation factor guanine nucleotide-exchange factor 1 (brefeldin A-inhibited)
Exons: 38
Coding region: 306-6062 (1918 amino acids)
Biological process (GO): regulation of ARF protein signal transduction
Molecular function (GO): guanyl-nucleotide exchange factor activity
Source: RefSeq, a predicted model, not a curated record